This is a messenger RNA of Lactuca sativa (garden lettuce), 1737 nucleotides long. It is a transcript of the gene LOS4, whose product is annotated as P-loop containing nucleoside triphosphate hydrolases superfamily protein. The record is from RefSeq and is a predicted model, not a curated record. Gene Ontology annotation, molecular function: RNA helicase activity; nucleic acid binding; ATP binding. Lineage: Eukaryota; Viridiplantae; Streptophyta; Magnoliopsida; Asterales; Asteraceae.
UUCCGCAUAUGUAUAAACCUCUUUUCUCAAAUCGAUUUCACAUAUCGCCAAUUACAAUUACAGUCAACUGAACCCCACCAUGAGCGACACUGCGUCCAGCGCCGCUACCGCUGCCGCCACCGCCUCCUCCACCACCACCGAAGCCUCUCCGAUCACCAAAACUUCCGUUGUCGGAAGAUGGGCUGACGAGCCCGACGACGUCGUAGAGGAGCCCGAAGCAACAUCCACUUCCUCCGCCACCGACGGAAUUAUACUAGACUCUCUCGCCAUCGACGAGUCCAAAAAAGUUAACAACUUCCUUGAUGAUCCUGAAGAUGCCAACAUUCAAGCUGUUACCUCCGGAGAAACACCGUAUACAUCUGCCGUGAGAUUCGAGGAUUUAAACCUUUCACCGGAGUUAUUGAAAGGACUCUACGUGGAGAUGAAGUUUGAGAGACCGAGUAAGAUCCAAUCAAUUAGCUUGCCGAUGAUACUAACUCCACCUUUCAAGAAUCUAAUUGCUCAGGCACACAAUGGUUCUGGGAAAACAACUUGUUUCGUGCUCGGUAUGUUGAGUCGCGUUGAUCCAAAGCUAGGCGUUCCUCAGGCACUGUGUAUAUGCCCAACCAGAGAAUUGGCAAUCCAGAAUAUGGAAGUGCUACUGAAGAUGGGAAAGUUUACUGGCAUAACAUCAGAAUUAGGACUUCCUGCAGAUAAAGCUAAUUACAUGCCGAUCUCCAAAAGAGCACCAAUUACAGCACAAGUAAUUAUCGGCACACCUGGUACAAUUAACAAAUGGAUUGCAGCCAAGAAACUGGGUACUUCUCAACUGAAGAUUCUUGUCUUUGAUGAAGCAGAUCAUAUGCUUGCAGAGGGAGGUUUUAAAGAAGAUUCUGUAAGAAUAAUGAAGGAAAUCGUGAGGUGGAGUCCUAAAUGCCAGGUGCUAUUGUUUUCUGCUACUUUCAAUGAGAAUGUGAAGGCUUUUGUAUCAAAAAUUGUUAAAGAUCUUUUCAAACAAGAGUACAAUCAACUAUUCGUGAAGAAAGAAGAACUGUCAUUGGAUUCAGUGAAACAAUAUAAAGUGAAUCUACCUGAUGAACUUUCAAAGAUUUUGGUAAUUAAAGACAAAAUCAUGGAGCUAGGGCAAAAAGUUGGACAAACAAUUAUAUUUGUCAAAACAAGAAAAAGUGCUGGAAUGUUGCAUGAUGCACUUUCUGGCUAUGGUUAUGAAGUCACAACAAUUCAAGGUGCUCUUACACAAGAAGAUAGAGAUAAAAUUGUUAAAGAAUUCAAAGAUGGAUUGACUCAAGUUUUGAUAUCAACCGAUGUUCUUGCUCGUGGGUUUGAUCAAGCACAGGUCAAUUUGGUGGUUAAUUAUGAUCUUCCUAUAAGACAUGAUCAUCAAUCUGAACCUGACCAUGAAGUGUACUUGCAUCGGAUUGGAAGAGCAGGGCGAUUUGGGCGUAAAGGAGCUGUAUUCAACUUGCUAUGUGGUGAAAGGGACAACAUGAUCAUGGAAAAAAUUGAGAGACAUUUCAACCAUUAUGUUACUGAGGUGACCUCAUGGACAGAUGAUGAACAGUUUGAGGAUGCUUUGAAGAAAGCUGGUUUGAUGUAAAGAUUUUACAUAUUGGACCUUUAUAUGAAAGCUGGUUUGAGUUAUUUACUAAACUGCCAUUUAAUGGUUUUUGUAUUGUUUGGUUGGGAUUUAUAAUUGUCACAAAAGUUGGGAGUUAUGAGAAGAUUUAAUUUGGAAUA